This is a messenger RNA of Onychostoma macrolepis, 3862 nucleotides long. RefSeq lists its product as uncharacterized. Lineage: Eukaryota; Metazoa; Chordata; Actinopteri; Cypriniformes; Cyprinidae. Gene Ontology annotation, cellular component: cytosol. Gene Ontology annotation, biological process: defense response to virus. Gene Ontology annotation, molecular function: protein binding. The record is from RefSeq and is a predicted model, not a curated record.
CUUUCGUGAUGCAGGUGUACCUCGCAUCUGAGCUAGAGACGCUUCAGCCUGAUUGAUAACACUGCUCCAAAACGUCCUGCUCUGGUGGUUUCAUGAUAGUGUCUGCUUUUUGAAGACGGCCACAAAAUGAGUCUUGAAGGUACCUUAAAAUCUAAACUGCUUCUGCAGGAGUGCCAUUUUACUUGGUCUCUAAGAGAAGAAGAUGACUUUGUUCUCUGUGAUUUACUGAAUCGUCUGGAGGAACAGAUUCAGCUGGAAUGUAAAGAGGCGAGAGUAACACGAGCUUACAACAGUCUUGGAUUCGUUCAGUAUCUCUAUGGCAACCACCAGGAAGCUCUCGCAAAUCUGCAGAAAUCAGUGGAGCUUGCAAAAGAACACUACAAAGACAGUGAUGAAUUUCUUAUUGUUACCUAUGGAGACCUUGCCUGGUUGCACUAUCAUAUAAAUGCGUUCUCUAAAUGUGAAGAGUACUUGAGAGAGUUAGAGAGAGUCCGCAGAAAAUGUUCUGGGGGGUUCACUUAUACUGUCGAGGUUCUCAGAGAAAAGGGUUGGACUUUUCUUAAAUUCUCUAACAAAUACUCACAUGCUGCAAAGGAAUGCUUUAGACAGGCCCUUGAAAUGAACCCGGAUGACAGUGAUUUAAAUGCAGGCUAUGCUAUUGCACUGUACCGCACAACAAAAGACACUCCUGACUCUUCAGGUUCACCAACAAUAAAACAGCUUGAAAGAGCUAUAGAACUUAAUCCAGAUGAUGCUGUUCUAUUACUAUUGUUAGCCGUAAGAAUGCUGAAUAACAGAGAUGAUGAGACAUUCGAACCUGCACUGAAGAAGGUGAUUGUGGCACUGAGGAUGCCUGAAAACCCACACGUCAUAAGAUACACGGCAAAAUUUUUCCGCCAAUUAGGAAACAUGGAUAUUGCCAUUAAUCUACUAGAAGAUGCCUUGCAGGCUACCCCAAACUCUGCCUUUAUACACCAUCAAUUGGCUAUGUGUUACAAAAAGAAAAAAACAUACCUGGAAAAGAAACAUAGGAUGCAUGGCAAAGCAAAGUUUAAUACUAAAAUGUCAGAUGAAAUACAGCAAAACCUGGAUCAGUGCAUCUAUCAUCUGGACAGGGCGAUUUCCCUAAAGCCGUCAUUUGUGAAUGCCGUGGCAGAUUUAGCACUGCAUCACGGACAACUUGGCAGCUUCAAAGCUGACAGACUUUUUGAAGAAGCAUUUAAAUUGGCUUAUAAUGAAAAGAAACAUCUGCAGGCAGUUCAUUAUUUAUGUGGCCAAUACCAGCUCUACUACAAAAGAUCUGAAGAACUGGCCUUCCAACAUUUCAUGCAAGGUCUGAAGCUGCAACCAGAAUCAGAGCUAGGCAAGUUGUGUGAGGACAAACUUAAAACCAUGAUGCAACAUCGUAUUAAAUGGCUGAAAAGCCCGGAUGAUGGCAUGGUGUGUGGCAUACAGGGAUUCAUUCAUGAAGUAAAGGGUGAAAAACUCAAGGCUGAAGAGUUUUAUGAGAGAGCCCUAAAAAAUGGAUUACAUUUUGGUGAAAUGUUCACAGAGAUAAGGAUUUGGCUCAUGAGUUUCGGUGAAACAGAAAAAUCUGUUCUAAGCCAGAUUUUUGAUGGAGGAAGUUACAAAAUUGAAAGUGGUAGGAUUAAGACUUUCAAAGGUGCAAUGAACAAGAAGAUUGUGCACUUGGUUGAUAUUGAUAUCUGUAAUGCCAAGAGGAUUCUUCGAUGGGAAAAACUGACUCCUGGGCCUCAUGCCGUUCUUCUUGCAUUUACUCUACAUGAUGGCAAAUUCACAGACCAAACCAAAGAGAUUCUUGAAAAUCUGGAGUUUCUUGGAGAGAAAUUCUGGAAUCAUGUCGUCGUAGUAUGUAUCUGUAGCUCAGAUGCCGUUGUAGCUCAGAGAGGCGUAUUGGAUUGGCUUCUUGAAAAAUGUGGGGACAAAUACUACAUUUGUGGCUCUGCACCUGAAUCCACAGAGAGGAGGGAGCUUUCAGACAGGAUACAGAUGAUGAUCAGGAAAAAUAAUUCUAUGCAUCUGGUAUUACCCGACAUUUCAGAUGGAGAUUCUCAAUCCCCUUUAGACAUUUUAAGAAGGCUAGAUCUGAAAGAUUAUUUGUUCACUCCUGAGAUCGUCAUACAAGAGGGACAAAGGAGAUACAGGUUACAGUGCAGCCAUGCAGGCUGGUUCCAUUGUGAGUUUACACAGAUUGGUUUUAACAUGGAGGGGGAAGGAGAGGUGCUGUACAGCACUGUUCUUCAGGAUAACGACUGUCCAGUCCCUGCCAACUAUUGCCAAGCAGGACCCGUGUAUGAUAUCAAAUGUGUUCAGGGUGAGCUGUCUCAGCUCAGACUACCUCACUGUGAGACCUCCAUUGAGGAUGCCUGCCACUUCAUGUCAGUUAUACAUUAUUCUAAUCAGAUUGUUGAUAUUCUGGAGCCUCAAAAUAUCACAAGCACACAUGUCACAGUGAGCAUCAAAGGAACAUCAAAGUUUUUUAUUUCCAAAAAGGAAAACUGGUUUACGGGUCAUUGGUCUAAGAUGCUCGGCCAAGUGAUGCUAUUCUACAUACAGCCAGCACAUGGGCUGCAUGUGUUUCUACAACCCUGCAGUGUGGACCCCAGAGAAGUGGAAAAAUGUAAUAAAGAUUACACAUUAAUCCAAACAGCUUGUGAAUGCAUGCUCAAAUAUGAAUGUGUGUACAGCUUGUCCUGUGAUCCUGUUGAGGAACAUGGACUUUCAGAGACGCCAAAGAUACAACCAGUGGACACAAAACUUCAUUGCACGAAGCAGUGGAAACAUUACUAUCCAACAUUUGAUAUAAAGUUGCCAGAUGGUGUGAUGGAUGUGGGUUUACACCUCAGAAAGGAAAACCCCAAGGAAGGAAAGGUUGAAGUUGUAUGGAGCCGUGACAUAACACUGACAGACUAUACAGCAGAAAACAGCAGACCGAUAUGAACAGAUGAGUGGUGUGUAUCCUUUUUGAAAAACAACAAAGCUGAGUUUAUCCAAAGAGUGAGAAAUGUUAAUGUCAUUUUAGAUCACCUUGGAGACAUUAAUGCAAAUGAACAGGUAAAUAAAAUCAGAGCAAUGGCAACAUCUCAGGAAAAAAUGAGGAACAUCUUUGAAAUCAAGGACGAGGUCUUUUGUCAGAAUGGAAGUUUUUCAACUUUAGAAGGCAGAACCAGCUCUUAUGAAAGAUAUGAUUACAGACAACUAAGACCACUAAUGCACGUGAGAUGAACAAUAGAAAAACUGAACAGAAUAUUUUUUUUUUACUAUAUUUAAUUUUAUAAUACUGUGAUGUCAAAGCAUGUGAUAUUGACCAGUGUAUAUCUGACAGUCUUUUAAUAUUAUUUGAGCUGUACUGCUACUGCUAUAGUGAAAUGUGAAAAUGUUUUGGAUUGUUUUUCCAUGGGUUUGUCCAAUUUACGAUCACCUAUAAGGUAAAUAACAGAAGUAGAAGUGACAUUUAGAAUAUAAUAUCUGUUAUUUCCUAUUUCACUUCAAUAUAAAGAGGUGCUGUAGAUUAUCUUCAAAUUAUAAAUGUUGUUAAUUUAAAUGUAUGUUGAGUUUGGAGUAAUAAUGUAUAAACUGUUGAUUUUUUAGCAAUUUGGUUCAGUCCUUUAAUAGCAAGUGGGAUACUGGGAUUUUGUGAAAUGUUAUGUAAAAAAGAAUAGGCUAUUCAUUACUAUUUGAUGUUCUAAAUAAGAUUGCUGAUGCUUAUGAUACAAUGUUUAAUUCAUAAAUGCAAAUGUUCGAUGACUGUUCCAUCAUACUCAAACCAAUUUUUUCAACAACUUUAACCUUUUUCUAUUGUAUGCCUGUGUGCAUGUUGCUCGAGUUUGUUCUCAGUCUG